AUGGAAACGUCGACUUCUUUGCCGGCGACGAUGGAUUCGAGCGACUCCUUUGAGAAUUUGAAGCAACAAAUGGAAGCGGAUGAUUUGAUCAGGGUUUCGAGUUUUCCUAGGCGGAGAGCUGUGAAUAAAAAAGCUCGGCCGCGUCGCCAACAGUCUUUUGGCCGUGAAAUCGGCCACGCUGCGGCGGAGACCUAUUUGGUCACUAGCCUCAGCUUCAAGCUCCUUGGCUACCUCGGGGUAGGCUACCGCUGGAUCACACGACUUCUUGCCCUUGCUUUGUAUGCCAUGUUACUUAUGCCAGGUUUUCUCCAAGUUGCAUUUCAAUAUUUCUUUUCAAGCCAAGUCCGCAGAAGUAUUGUUUAUGGAGAUCAACCAAGGAAUAGGUUGGAUUUAUAUUUACCAUCAAAUGAAGAUGGUCUGAAACCUGUGGUAGCAUUUGUAACUGGUGGGGCUUGGAUUAUUGGGUACAAGGCAUGGGGUUCUCUGCUAGGACUACAAUUAGCAGAAAGAGAUAUCAUAGUGGCAUGUAUUGAUUACAGAAAUUUUCCACAGGGAACAAUCAGCGAUAUGGUUAAUGACGUUUCUCAAGGGAUUGCUUAUAUUUGCAAAAAUAUUAUUGAAUAUGGAGGUGAUCCAAACAGGAUUUAUCUCAUGGGUCAGUCAGCUGGUGCACAUAUUUCUUCAUGUGCUCUUUUGCAGCAGGCAAUCAAAGAAUCCAGAGGCAAUAGCAUUUCUUGGAGUGUCUCCCAGAUAAAAGCUUAUUUUGGUUUAUCAGGGGGAUACAAUUUACUCAAUCUGGUUGAUCAUUUCCAUAAUCGAGGCUUGUAUCGCUCCAUCUUCUUAAGUAUAAUGGAAGGAAAAAAAUCACUGGAACAAUUUUCUCCUGAAGUUAUGGUACAGGAUCCAAGCUCUGACAAGGCAGUUUCUAUGCUGCCCCAUAUUGUCCUUUUCCAUGGUACUGCAGAUAGUUCCAUACCAUCAGAUGCAAGUAAAGCAUUUGUGGAUACACUCCACAGAAGGGGCGCUCGAGCAGAACUUAUUUUAUAUGAUGGGAAAACCCAUACAGAUCUAUUCCUCCAAGAUCCUCUUCGUGGGGGUAAAGACGAGCUUUUUGACUACGUGGUAGCCUUCAUACAUGCUGAUGACAAAGAAGCUCUUGCUAGGGAUGCAAUGGCUCCUCCUAGACGAAGAUAUGUCCCAGAGAUAUUGUUGAGAUUGGCUCGUCGGGUCAGCCCCUUUUAG
Fraxinus pennsylvanica is the source of this 1242-nucleotide messenger RNA. The record is from the annotation of a GenBank genome assembly. NCBI's taxonomy places the organism in Eukaryota, Viridiplantae, Streptophyta, Magnoliopsida, Lamiales, Oleaceae.